AUGAUAUCGGUUUACUCAUACAUCUUCAGAGCUCUUCUAUUGCUCUCCAUCAGCUAUAGAACAUACAAAAAGCAGACUCUAACCAACCUUGGCUGCUUUACUGCUUUGGUUACUGGUUUAAUUCACUGUUUUCUACUAUCCUCUAACCUAUAUAUUCUCUUGGUGGUCUGGUUUUUUGUCUCCAGCACCUAUUUCACAAAGUUUAAAGCUCAGAGAAAGCUCAAAAAGUUGAUCACAGUCUCAAUCACUGACAAUCCUCAACACAAAAUCAACCACUCAGCCAGAAACCAUGUCCAGGUCAUAGCCAAUUCCUUCACCUCAACUGUUCUCAUCUUGGCAGUUUAUCUCUCAGACCUUGAAAACCGCUAUGUCUCGAGUUCUCAGUCAGUUCCCUCCAGCAAGUUAUACGAGUCUCUUAUCAUUGGAAUAAUCGCCAACUACUCCUCUGUUAUUUCAGACACCUGGUCCUCUGAGCUAGGAAUUCUAUCUGAAUCUUCGCCCAUCCUUAUCACUAAUUUCAAGAAAUGCCCUCCUGGAACCAAUGGUGGUGUAACUUUCUUUGGAUUGGCCUCUGGUGUGUCUGGGGCCUUGUCCAUUGCUAUUAUUUCAGUGGGGUUUCUCCAGUUUAUUUUCAAGGACUUUACAGUUCUCGAUGGGGGUGCCAGAGUGUUGCUGGUGUUCAGUUUGAUUGUUUUAAGUGGUUUGUUUGGCACUUUACUAGACUCUUAUAUGGGCGCUACGCUCCAGUUGUCUGUUGCAAGCUCUGACUCCCACAAGAUUAUCGAGUCUCUAAAUGGCGAAAAGAUUAGCUCUUUGCAAAAGAUUGAAAACAUCAAGAGGGUUUCUGGAUUAGAUAUUUUGAGUAACAAUGGUGUCAAUUAUUUGAUGACAUUGAUUACAAGUACAACCUUUAUGAUUAUUUAUUACUGUUUUACUUGA
This is a messenger RNA of Ascoidea rubescens DSM 1968, 939 nucleotides long. Its product is annotated as DUF92 domain-containing protein. The transcript has a single exon. NCBI's taxonomy places the organism in Eukaryota, Fungi, Ascomycota, Saccharomycetes, Ascoideales, Ascoideaceae. Bases 1 to 939 code for a protein of 312 amino acids. Gene Ontology annotation, cellular component: membrane. The record is from RefSeq and is a predicted model, not a curated record.